UUACCCCUAUGCAUCCCGUAAGAUAAACGAAAUGAAGCAUUUAUUUUCCGGACAGGAAUAAAAUCCAGUCGGUUAAAUUUAUAAAAACGAAGCAUCUUGACUAUAGUUAUCUUGGGAAGGAUGCGCGGGUCGCGUCAAACGAGUGUUGGUAAACAAUAGAAUCUUCCGUUUUCCGCGAAGAGGCAACAGAAAGAAUCGGGAACAUUCAGAAUUGGUUUUAGUGGUUUAGAUAUUCCGAGUUUCACUCGUAUUUCGUGAACAUAUUGGCAAUAAGAAGUGUUAAAUCAAUGCCAAAAGAUGCUGACUAAAUAUUGUCGGAUUUGCUUAACUAGCGCAAGUGUUGUUAAUCAGCUCGACGAAGUAGUGCAUAAAUCCCUGACUCUCUAUGCAAUGCUGUGCAAACUGUAUCCCGAAGCCUUCAGUGGCUGUGAAAACCACCAAUGGCCUACGCGAGUUUGCGGAAACUGCAAGCACGGCAUAUUGGAAGCGUACAGGUUGUACGCAGUUUGCAUGUCAACCUUCAGUGUAUUGAAGAAUCAACUGCCGAAUAGUUUGAUCAAACCGUGCCAGUUAACCUUUCAAUCUGACCGGCCUGUGACCAGUAAUUCUUUUUCUGGUCAAGAUGGAAUAGAUUUUAAAAAUACUGUUAUAAUCAUAGACGAUGAAGAAGAUGACAAACGUAGUCCAAUGGAUGAGCAGGAAGUUAAAUUUUACACGCAAAAUGAGAAAACCGACGAUGAAGAACAUGACAGUUGUGAAACAUUUUUAAUGGGUGAGCAGGCCAUCGCCCAUGAAUCUAUUAAAAACACAUCCUUAGCAUUAGAACCACUCAAUGCUGAAAUAUUUAAAGUUGAUAGUGCAGCAGCAACCUGUAAAACGGCCAAUACUGUUGGACAGCCGAUAAAUAUGGCUACUUCAAUUGAUGAAGAGCAAGAGGAAGAUUCUAGGGAAAGUAUGGAUUUUUUGGAUGAUGUAGAGGAUAGCUUGCAUGGUACCUACAAUGAUGAUAACCAAGCUGAAAAAAUGAUGAAUGAAAAAGCGGUAACAGAGCAAGCAGCAUCAGAUAGCAUCGUGAAAUCUAAGAGCUUCAAAGAUGAUUGCGAUGAAUCGGAAGGCGAAGAUAUUUUUGCAGAAAUGUUUUCUUCGGAGAUAUUCAGUUGUAAAUCUUGCCGAGUCGUAUUUGUAGACAAAGAAUCACACGUGACGCAUGUGAAAAAUCAUAAAAAAGGGUAUACAAAGUUUUGCAAAAUGUGUAAUGAAGGUUUCAAAACCGUAUCUGAUCUUUGUGCCCAUGAAUGUUACUCUAAUUCUUCGACUCUUUGUUGGAUUUGUGGCAAAACAAUGGACGCAUCAAGUAACUACAAGGCACAUAUGAAAUCUCAUACAUACCCAAAGACAAUAAAAGCGACAAUGUGGGAUUGUCAAUUAUGUCCUCUACGAUUCUCCACCGAAUACCAUUUGAAAGCCCAUUUAGUAACGCACAAGAAACAACAAUUAUAUUGCUGUGAUGUGUGUGGUGUCAAGGUUACAACAAAGCGUUAUUUCCUAAAGCAUCAAUGGACACGUCACAAGGCUACAAAGGAAGAGCUAUACACAUUUUCCUGUGAGAUUUGCAGCCAAAGGUUUUCGUCAAUAUAUAUUCUUAAAAGGCACAUGAACACCCACACGGGCCUUAGACCCUACAGUUGCGUGUAUUGUAAUCGUGUUUAUGGCAGUGGCGGCGAUUUGGUAGAGCACGUCGCUAAGCAUCACGUUGGUAACGAUAAUAUCUAUCAGUGCCAUCUGUGUGAUGCAGAUUUCCCGAAGAUAAAGAAGCUUAAAGACCAUUAUGAAGUACAUUACAGAAAUGGUGAGAAAUUGGACAACGAAAUUCUCACAGAAUUCGGAAGGUUUCGGUUCACCAUUAUGGAUUUGUUAAAAAUGCGACGUCGUAAAGAAACGACAGCGUUAAGUAAUGAUAACGCAAAUAAUUAGUUUCCAAGCAGUUCAACAUGUAAAAAUCAACCAUGAGCAAAUUAAAAUCAAUAUGGCACAAAUA
This is a messenger RNA of Anopheles darlingi, 2038 nucleotides long. Its product is annotated as GDNF-inducible zinc finger protein 1-like. Gene Ontology annotation, cellular component: nucleus. The transcript has 3 exons. Gene Ontology annotation, molecular function: zinc ion binding; RNA polymerase II cis-regulatory region sequence-specific DNA binding; DNA-binding transcription factor activity. NCBI's taxonomy places the organism in Eukaryota, Metazoa, Arthropoda, Insecta, Diptera, Culicidae. Gene Ontology annotation, biological process: regulation of transcription by RNA polymerase II. The record is from RefSeq and is a predicted model, not a curated record. Bases 298 to 1974 code for a protein of 558 amino acids.